Messenger RNA from Lindgomyces ingoldianus, 399 nucleotides. RefSeq lists its product as uncharacterized. Bases 1 to 399 code for a protein of 132 amino acids. The record is from RefSeq and is a predicted model, not a curated record. The transcript has 3 exons. Lineage: Eukaryota; Fungi; Ascomycota; Dothideomycetes; Pleosporales; Lindgomycetaceae.
AUGUUGAAAUUUUGGAUUUUCGGAAGCAAAUACCUACGCUACGGAAUUCUCCAUCCUAUUCCAUCUAAGCGUCUCGGAAUUUGCCUUCAACAUUUGAGUUCUCCGCUCCGCAGCGCCCGACUUCCCCGGAUUCGCGAAACAUUCCCCAUGAAACAAAAGCCGCCGAGUUCGGCUGUCCCUUCACUUUUCCUCCUCAGCCGGAGGGAUUCCGGCAUCGUUCUAUUCGCUGUAUGCUGUCUUCUCGAGAAUCCAAUGUUGACGUCUGCCUCACCAAAAAUCACCACAUUGCUCAAAGGACGAAUAGGAAUGCGGCGCUUCUUAGGUAUCUCGCACUCCACGCGCUAUUCCCUUGAUUCCGUCGGACAUCCUUACAUCUCUGGAACGUGCCAGUCACAAUAG